Messenger RNA from Symbiodinium sp. CCMP2456, 5397 nucleotides. NCBI's taxonomy places the organism in Eukaryota, Dinophyceae, Suessiales, Symbiodiniaceae. The record is from the annotation of a GenBank genome assembly.
AUGCAAGUGUCCGACGAGCAGCGUACACUUGGAAUCGCGGUAGCGGUCAUCAUGCUCUGCGUUUCCUGCACCUGCCUGGCGAUAUGCGGCGCGUGCCUGUGCGUCUGCGUACGAGGUGUGCCAGCCAAAUACGUACCCCAGAUCGAGGCCGUCCUCAAGGAUCUCGACUCCCAAGGCUACCUGCCAAGGUUCUCGGAGGAUUCCGCCGAAGGCGGGCGGCAGGACCGUCAGGUCGCAAGGAGUCCGGAGAUCGACGACCUGCCGAAGCUGGAGGAUUUGGAGUGGGAGAUACCUCAGGCGCUGCUGGGCCUGGUGAAGACGGGGGAGUUCAGAGACUUUGCAUUCUCUUCAGAGCUCUACUCGUGUCACGAGAGGCAACAUGUCUUGGGGCUGCAGUCCAUUCCAGGGAUCUCUUCAAGCUGCUAUCCUUGGCGUGUGCCUGACUUGCAGUUGGCAUGGGCUGCAGCAGUUGGCCUUGCAGGGGCUUCGUUCGAGCUCCAGAAUUCAACAUCGCAGAAGCCGAAGAGCAGGUGGGCCCUCAGCUUUGUUGGAGCCUGGCCUCACGCACCGAUGGCAGUGCCCAACAGGCAGGCCUGGUCUGAAUGGGGUGGAGAGGAGUUGCUGGUCCGCGGGACCCACGUUCUCCUGUGGAGUUUGAGGUCGACUUGUGCCGCCAGGCGGAAUGGUAAGCGUGCAGUGCAGGAGACCAGACCUGCGCCGGGUCAUUGGCAGGUCCUCGACGACUGGGGCUACCACGACAUCGGCUUCCGGAACCCGGAGAUGCGUACACCAACUUUGGACUCCUUUCAUCACGAAGGAGUUACUCUCGACCAGUACUACGUGCUGCCGACGUGCUCCCCCAGCCGAGCCACCUUCCUGACGGGGCGACUUCCCAUUCAUCAUGGUCUCAACUCCAAGUUGAAGUUCGAGAGUGUGGGGCUGCCACUGGACGAGAAGCUGUUGCCUGCGCUCUUGAAGGAGCAGGGCUACAAGACGCAUGCAGUUGGGAAGUGGCAUCUGGGCUUCUAUCGUGCAGCUUACACGCCGACCUUUCGAGGCUUUGACAGCUUCUACGGGUACUACAUGGGGUCGCAGGGCUACUUCACUCACAAGCUUUACACCUACUACGAUUUCCAUCGCCAAGACAAGCCGAACUGCGGCAAGCAGUGUUCGCGAGUGGAGUGGAAGGCAGCUGGGAUAUACUCGACACGGCUCUUCACGGAGGAAGCAGUGCGCCUCAUCCGCCGUCACAGCGCGUAUUAUCCCGGCCAGCCACUUUUCCUGUACCAGGCAUGGCAGAAUGUCCAUUACCCGGUAGAAGUGCCGCGGCGGUUUCUCCCGCAAUUCAGCAACCUGAUCAGCAACACGACACGGCAGGUCCAUGCCGCCAUGGUCGCUGCUGUUGACGAAGGCAUUGCAAGCAUCAAUGCGGCUUUGAGCAGCGUCGGCAUGUUGGAGAACUCUGUCAUCAUAGUGACCGGGGACAAUGGAGGAGCCAUCGAUGAGUGUCUGCCGAACGGGGCUUCGAACUACCCUCUCAGGGGUGGCAAGUGCAGUGUCUGGGAGGGAGGUGCCCGCUCCACGGCGCUGGUCUAUGCACCGGGACGUGUUCCUCAAGGCCUUGUCUUCCCUGGCCUAUUCCAUGCCAGCGACUGGCUGCCUACCAUCAUGGAGGGCCUUCUUGGAGCUGAAGUCAAGGGCACCAAGCCAGUGGACGGUCUCAACCUAUGGCCCGCCCUGGCUCAGAACGCGUCGUCACCUAGGAGUGAUAUCUUCUACGGAAUUGCUGAUCACACCGUUGGAUUCCAUGGCCCAGCUCUGCGAACUGCUGACGGCUGGAAGCUACUGCUGAAUGGCGGAGGUGGCAGCGGCCGAUGGUCGAAUGAGUCAAGGCUGCUUGCGGCUGACACAAGGACGCCGCAGAAGAUCUACCCUCAGCUUUUCGACCUCAAGACAGACCCCUCGGAGAGGUUCGACUUGAGCCAAGAGCGACCUGACAUUAUGGGACGCCUCAGAUCCCUCCUCUUCCAUUACGAGCGGUCGGGCAGACCCCAGGUGCUCCCUGAUCGGAGUUGCCGACCGAAUGAGCCCACGCGGUCCCUGGAUUGGACCAUGGUGCUGAAAUGUGCUCAGCGUGGAGACCACUCGGUCAACAACGUGGCCGUCUCUUUGUACCUGGCCGGCCUGCUGGUGGUGGAGCGGCAUCGCGAACGCCGGCGGCCACUCAAGGCCGCCGGGCGCUUCGUCCACAAGUCCGCGCCCAUCGCUCCGCUACUGCAGGUGCUGGGGCCGAUCAUCCGUGGCUUCCAGCAGCCUCUGGGAGAGGUGCAGAAGAAGCUCCUCUUUGACACGCUGAUACCAUUGCACAAGCCGAACGAGUGGCUGCUUUGGGACAGACAGACUCCUAUGAUCUCGAUGUAUCACAAGGAGCUCGUCCACUGCAUGCUGCUCAUGCUCGAGAAAGAUCCCACACUGGCUGGAAAGUGUGUGGAGGCCGUCUGCUCUCACUUCCCUCCAUCGCAUGAGUCCAACACUCCAAAGGAAGUCUUGCUCAUCCACGAGAUUGCAGAGAUCUUGAAGGUCCUGGAUCCGGAGGAUGCAGCGGUUUGUAUGCCCCAGCUGCAAAGGCACAUCCUUCGAUUGUUGACGUCGCAGAAUGGCCAGACUCUGCAGUCAGUGCUGCAGUUGUGGAAGGACGAGCGCGUCUCGAAGCUUUUGGCCAACUUCGCGGAUUCGCUGAUACCGGGCAUGCUGCCUCUUCUCGUGAGGGACGGCGAGGUCUUCUGGAAUCCCACAGUGAACAAAAUGACCUGCCUGGUCUUGGAGAAGCUGGAAGCUGCCAAACGCAUUUCUGCGUGCUCGGCCAUGGCUGCACAAAAUGUGGAGACGGAUCUUUGCUCGGAUCUUGGCUUGGUGUCUUGCCAGAUAGGCUUUGGUGGUGUCAAGCCCACUGCUGGACAGACCUACAGCUGGGCAGGAACUGUGCCGGACCGCUUGGCAUUUCUUUCGAUCACGCCUUGUGAAGGCUCGGGGAAAGAAAGAGAGAACGAAGAGGGCGUCAGACUCUUGCUUUGCAGGCGUGUGAGAAGAGACCUGCAGGCCGUGUUCGAGCUCCCUGUCGGCGAGCCGGUCCACUUGCCUCACGUUUUGAGGCAAGGGAGAAUUGGCGCGCUGCUGCAAGACCUCGUCACUGCCCAGGCCCUCGACCGCCUGCAAGAUGCUCAAUGUGUGGUGGGCCGCAUCACCCUGCGCCUGCUUCUGUGCCUCUGGUCUGACCCCGCGGCCAGGCGCUGCGACCCCGAGGCGCUGCAGGGUGACGUGCUCGUGGCCCUGGGCCUCGAAGGGAGGCCAGGAGGUCAACCUGUCGGUUUGGAGGCGACGCUCCGUUCCGGCUGGCCAACGCUGAGGCUUAUCCACCUGUAUGUAUCGCGGCUCCGCGCGCUGAAGGCCGACGGUGAUCUUCGGCGAGCUGAUAGCUGGUCCGCCGAGAUGGGUGGUCGGCUUCUGCAGGGUGCUCUGAUGCCGAGAUCCUCUUCCCUUGCAGAUCAGUGGCAGGAGGAAGUGGUGCUGCUUCGGGCAGCGGUGGAGAUUAUGAGUCGCAGCUCCCACUACGAGGCUUGCAAAGGCUUCGCAGAGUGGCCGUCUUGCCCAUAUCGACCUCCAUUCGAUCUUGCACUAUGUGGGCAGGGCGCUUUGGGUUCCCUGACCAUCCAACUCGCCUCGGACACCAGCCGGUGUCUAGGCGUCGGAGGCAUCCUGUCUGAAGAUGUUCCAAGCGGGAGUCCAAUCCAUGUUUCGGACUGCUUACCAGAUCGCGGCGCCAAAGCUCAGCGCUUCCUCGUGCCUGAGGACAAAGGAGAGAUCAGGCUGGCAGAACACCCGACAAAGUGCCUCGACAUUCGAGGCCGAGGUGAAGUUGUGCGGGGAACCCCAAUUCAACUCGAUGCAUGUGCCUCGACGCCGACGGGGGUCCACCCAAAUCAAAGGUUCGUAAUACCCGGCCGAAGCGGGCAGGUCCGAUGGGCAAAGAACCCAAGCUGGUGCCUGGCCGUUUCUGAAGGGACUCUGGUUCUGGACCUUUGUGAUCAGCCAGGUUCAAGUCAUUUCUUGCUGCCUGCGCCGGCCUUCUCCCAGCUCUGCAGAGAAGGUCUGGACAUGGGCACUGCUGGCCCAGGUGCUCCCUUACUGGCCGCCGCAGCGGCGCUGGCUGCUCUCGCGAUGAGAGGGCUGACAGUGCCGGAUGGUGGCUGCGCGGGAGCCGAGCGGCUUUGUGGAGCGGCCCUUCGGAGCGCAGGCAGAGAAGGACUCGAGGUGAUGUGGCAAGAGGCGGAGUCUGCCCUGCUCGCAGGCCUCACCUUGGAGGAAGCACCGGCCCUGGAGACCUUGGCCCGGAUGCCAUGGCCUCUGACAGAGCUGCUGGCUGCGGCCUCCAGGAAAGGCCACGAUGCCGCCCAGCAGACAUCUCAUCCAACGCCCGGCCGAGGCGGAAUCUGCGCCUGUGAUCUGAGCCUGUGGCCGGUCGAGGAGGCACGAAGUGUUGCUGCUGCUCAGAAGGUCUUGGAGGAAAUCAAUGGUGGCCCGAAGACCUUGGAUGCCUUGUCCCAGGCUUUGGAGUCUCCAAGCGCGAAGACCGCCUGCGGCGCCGCUUGGGGUGGCAGACUCGCCACUGCCGAGAAGCUCUUAAGCGAGCUCUGGGGGCUCCACCCGGAUUUGCCCAUGGAGGAGUCCUUACCUUUGGCCGCCUCGCUGCGGGACUCGGGGUGGGCCUUUGACGCCGGCGUUUGCUUGGCCGGGGUCGCAUCUCUCGGCAUUGUCUGCUCCACACGCCAGCUGCUGAGCGGGGAUUUCUCCAAGGGGACGGAGGCUGCGCACGCGACGUACGUCUGCCUGUCAGCUCUCCUGGGCUGCGUCGACCUGGGCCAGAUCCUGCCCACGCCGUCCUACGGGAGCUUGCCCGACUGGCAGGCACUGCGCAUGGACUUUGUCGAAGACUGGCCCGAGCUGGCGAUUUGGAUACCAGAUCCGCUGCGGUUCUUCUUCCAGGUGCAGGGCCCCGUCCUGCGCAGCAGCCGCUGGUUGCAUGGAAGCGAUGCUUCCGCACGAGUGGCCUCUCUUCUAUCUUCCCGGCAGAGGGGCAAGACAGCUUCUGCAGCUACGGCGUGCUCGGGCGUGUGGAACCUGACGACGGAACACCCUUGCUGGUCGAUGCAAGGUGCUAGGAAGGACUCCAAGCCGGGGGAGGUGGCUCAGACGAGGAUCCUGGGAACCGGCCUGAUGAAGGCGGGGACAACGGUGAUUUGGCAGUGCCUGGCUGCAGCAGGGAACUUUUCCAUGGGUCGAGCCGGCUUGGACUGCGACGGGCUGGCCGAGGCAUGCCAUUGUUUGCCUUCAUGGUAG